This is a messenger RNA of Orbicella faveolata, 1852 nucleotides long. RefSeq names its product ras-related protein Rab-13-like. The record is from RefSeq and is a predicted model, not a curated record. NCBI's taxonomy places the organism in Eukaryota, Metazoa, Cnidaria, Anthozoa, Scleractinia, Merulinidae.
AAACUAUGGUCUUUAAAGUCACGCGACUGCAAUGCGAUCAAGGGUUCUAGAAGGUGCUAUCCACGAGGCAAUGGGACAACUUGCUCAGAUCUAACUCAACGCUUCGAUUCACGGCGAGCUAAAACUGCCCCCUGUUCAAAAUGGAGAAAAAGUUUGACUUCUUAUUCAAAUUACUCCUUAUCGGGGAUAGCGGUGUUGGUAAGACAUGUAUAAUAUUUCGAUUUGUCGAAAAUACGUUUAAUACCGCAUUCAUCACAACUAUUGGCAUAGAUUUCAAGAUCAGGACAGUGGAAAUUGGUGGAAAGAAAAUCAAGUUACAAAUCUGGGACACUGCUGGCCAGGAAAGGNGCAAAUCAUUGUCGACCAGUUACUAUCACGGGACACAAGGGUUCAUUCUGGCCUAUGACGUCACCGACAGAGCGUCGUACGACAAAAUCCUGGAUUGGCUGAGCAUUAUCGAGCAUCAUGCCAGCGAACAGGACUUUCAGAGGAUUCUGGUGGCCAACAACUGCCGGUCUAACGAAAGAAAACGCGAGAUCACAAAGAAAGAGGGCGAGAAAUUCGCCCGGGAAUACGGCAUGCGAUAUGCAGAGAUCAACGACCUGCAAAGCUUAGAGAUUGACGAAGUCCUUAAGUUGCUUAUUCAAGAUAUCUUAAGCCACACCGGCUCACAAGAGGAAAUGGAGAAAGAAAGGGCAGUUUCCGAAGACUUUGGCCCAAGACAUCAUGGCAUCAAAAUUGAGCAAGACGAAGAAUUGCUCCUAGGUUGAUCAUUCGUGUUAAGAUAAUUUUUUAAACUUAGAUUUUUUGAGCUGUAAAUCCAGCUCGAAACGUGUAAGGUAGCUCUGAAGGAAGUUACGCCAUGUCAAGCGUAGAAUUUGUGCGCGUGCGCACUGAUCAUUGGAAAUCUAAAUUCAAUUUUUAUAGCGGACAUUUAAUCAGGUGAUGCUAUCGCUCUAAAACUUUUUAUUAACCAUUACCUGCGUGACAGGAAAAUGAAUACGGUAAGUAAGAAUGAGAGCAUUUUCACUAGAUAUAAUGGGAGAGAGAGGAACUUAUACUCCUCAAGCCGCUGCCAUGCAACAUGCUCUAUUACAUUCUUGCUCCGAUCGAUAUUUACAUGCUUAUGUGUUUCACCGAUUGGUCAUAUGGGAACGUGUUUAAAACAAGAAAUGGCACUUAACAGUGUGGGAUACGGUAAACCCUUACAAUUAUUGAGGGCUAAGGCUAAGUCAGUGCUAUUUAGGGUAAUCAGAGCGCUAUAUAUUCAGGCUAACCUGAGGGCUAUCUAGGCUAACCUGAGCGCUCUUUAGGCUAACCGGAGCGCUCUUUAGGCUAACCAUUGCGCCAUUUCGUCAUUUUGCCAUUUUUUUUUUAAACCUGCCCGUCAUAUGAUUUACCGCCUGAUCCGAAUAUCUGUGUCGUUGUGCGUUGGAGACAUGAUAGCUUAAUAGCUGGAGUAAGAUGAAUUUUCAAAGCAGUCUUUGUAAUUACUAAUAGUUAUUUUUCAUAGAGGACAAGGCGCGCAAUGCAUGUAGGAUGAAAACACUCUUCACCUCUCCCCAUAUAUUCUGCAGGCAGAUUUACAAUCCUCAUAGUGUGAAUACUGUAGGAGAAGCGAAGGGGAAGCUGGACAAACGGAGACAGAAAUGUAAUACCUUUAAAAAGAGCGAUCUUUAAAAUGUUCCAGAGAAUUUAGGGAAACGUAUAUGAUAUAUUUGUAUAAGCCUGGUUCAAAACAUCAAUUAGGUGUAUAACGUAAACAAUGAUGUUAUAGAUUGCAAUAUGCAAUGUCAAGAUUUCGAAUUUAGGAUACGAAUAAACUUUGUAUAAGUAUCUGCCAUUAGAAGAA